Messenger RNA from Chironomus riparius, 2576 nucleotides. The record is from the annotation of a GenBank genome assembly. NCBI's taxonomy places the organism in Eukaryota, Metazoa, Arthropoda, Insecta, Diptera, Chironomidae.
UUACGCAUCAUUUUCUAGAGUUUUAGAAACUUUUAUUAAUCAUAAUAAUGAAAGAAAUAUCUGGGAAAAAUCUCAUUUAAAAAGUUUAAGUAGUUAAUCAGCUUUAUAUGCUAUUAAAGUAUUUCCAUAAAAAGCAGAUUCAAAAGAGAUUGUCAAGUUUUAACACAUUGAAAAUUCAGCAGGGGAAAAUCAAUUCAUUAAAAAUUUGUAUUGCUUCUCAAGUUUCAAAAAAGGAAUCACAAUUGCCACACAUAAUAAUUUGAAUAUCACAAAGAUCUUUUGCUUUGAAAUUAAAGCAAAACAAGCGGAUACUUUGUAUCCGUUUUAAGGAUCAUUAAGUUAAUCCAAAAUUCAUCAUUUAAGUGCACAAUUAUCAAAACUUGGAGGCUCCGAGGUUUGGAUAAAAGCAGUUAAAAGAAGAUUUUUGAAUUUUCUUGCAUCAAAAUUAAUUCAUCACUUGAUUAAAUUAACGAAAAAAAUUGCAAAUAACAAAGUUAAGAAAACAUACAAGUGGCAAGCAAGAGUACCUUGAACAACUUUAUAGAGUGAUGAUUGAUUCAAGCAUUGACAAUUUUCACGUUGAAAUUAAAAGUGAACCACGAGAUCCUGUUUCCGAUGAGGAAAGUUCAUCGUGCAUUGAAUAUCAAAAUGUUUUAGAACCGCUAGAACUAAAAUAUGAAGCAGAAGAUGAUCAAGUUGAGGAACAAUCAAGAUCGUGUCUCGCACAUCCACGUAAAAAAGAACCUGUAAAGAUUAUUAAGCCGGUUAAAAAAUGGGGAUUUGAGGAGGAUUUAGAAGAGCUUGAUAAAAAUCUAAAGAAUUUUCGUAUCAAAUAUAAAGAAGAAAUAAUUGUGCGGAAAUUUUAUGCAUCAAAUUUCAAAAAUUGUGAAAUAUCUGGAUCAAAGUCCAAAUUACUUGACACGUUGGCCAACAACCUACGUAUUUUAAAUGAAGAAGAAACUUCAGAUUCCGUAUCCGUUUUGCUGAUUAUUCCAUUUGCAUAUCCAAUCGUUUCAUUCAAUUUAUUAAAUAAAUCAGCAGUUGAAAAAUGUUUCGAGGAUAUGAAUAAUGUCCCGAAAAUUGAGCUGAAAAAUGGAAUAAUUAAAUUUUCUCAUCAAGAUGAAAUCACCAAAAUUUUGAAUAUAUUUGAAAAUAUUACAAAUGUUAAAAAUAUUAUCGACAACGAUGAUGGUCAAUUGUGGAAGCUUUUAGAAUGUAAUCCACAUAAAAAACCAUUUUCAGUUGACAAAUCGACACCAAAUGAGUCCAUGCCAUUCAAAAAAUUACAAAUUUCAUUAAAAGAUUUUAAAAAUUUAAAAAUUUAUAAAAGCCCUGCAAAGGCACUUCCAACAGACAUCAAAAUUAAAGAUGAACCAAUAGACAACCCAGAACCAGUCAUACCUGAUAUAAAAAUCAAAGAAGAACAUGAAGAUCAACCAAUGUUGUCCAGCCUGCCUUUAUAUUUAACAGAGGAUCAACCAGGAACCUCACAGCAAGAAGACACAUACAUAAUAACAGAACUUGAUGAUGUUAAACAGGAAAUAACAGAAGAUAAUUUUUCAUACUUUACAUCCAAUUUCCCAGAAACUUCAACUGAAAACAAGAAUAAUGAUGAUGAAGAUGAAUUCCAAUACAACACAGUUAAUUCCUUUAAAUCAGACCUAGCAACAAGACGCAGUGUCUCACAUACAGUUGUGUCUGGCAAUCCAAAUAAAUCCAAAGCCGAAGCAGCGUUGAUGGCAAUGCAGGAAUUGAUGAAGAUUGAGCAAGACAAGAAACUAGAAAAGGAACGAUCAGCUUCAGGACUGAAUCAAGUUGAGAAGCCAAAAACCAUGAAUGUGUCUUUAAAUGUCAACGGAAUUAGAGUUGUUACUAAAGUUUCACUUCCAAGUGUAAGUGGAGUUGUUAAAAAACCAGUAAAAACAGUCGAGGAAGAAUGCAAAUAUCAAUGUCCAAUUUGCUUUAUAAAAUUCAAAACUGAUGGUCAACUAAUUGGACAUAAAAGGAUCCAUGAUACAGCAAAGGCUAAGCUCAACACCGCUGAUAUGACCAAAAAUGUCUACAGAGAAGUGAAAAUGAGAAUUGAGCAGAUUGGAAACAGACGUAGCAUCCAUGUCUUGCUUCCUAAUUAUGACUAUGCCUUCAUAGUAACAAACUCAACAGCUAAUAAACUUUAUAUGAAAUGCUUCAGACAAGCUUGUGAAGUUAAGGCUUACAGCACUAAUGAUGGUAAGUUUUUCGUCAAAGUUGGUGAAGAGCAUUGCCAUGGACCAGACCGCGAAGUUAUCUUGUCAAAAAUUGAUGAGAAGAAAAGAAGUGACUUGGAAAAAACGGAAGUCAUUAAUAAGAGUGUGCAGGAAGCGAUUGCACAGAAACAAAGACAAAAAAGUCAAAUGGAAGAAAAGAAGCAUGCAUUGAUUGAAAGAAUUAAGAGGUCACAGGAAGCAGGAGUAGGGAGAAAAGUUAUUCAAGAAGUUAAAAAAAGAAAAAUUGAUUAAAAUCUAAUGUUAAUUUGUUGUAAUUUUAUCGUUUAUUUCUACAUAUUUUUAAAUUCAAUAAAUUAAUAUUGAACUGGA